This is a messenger RNA of Hibiscus syriacus, 1008 nucleotides long. Its product is annotated as 40S ribosomal protein S6-like. Bases 82 to 795 code for a protein of 237 amino acids. Gene Ontology annotation, cellular component: ribosome. The record is from RefSeq and is a predicted model, not a curated record. Gene Ontology annotation, molecular function: structural constituent of ribosome. Lineage: Eukaryota; Viridiplantae; Streptophyta; Magnoliopsida; Malvales; Malvaceae. Gene Ontology annotation, biological process: translation. The transcript is spliced from 6 exons.
AAGUUUAGAAGGCAGCUAGCAAGAGAAGAGUGGAGGCAUUUCUUCCUCAGAGCUGUAACCAGGAAGACCCAUCAAACCAAAAUGAAGUUCAACAUUGAGAAUCCCACUACUGGUUGCCAGAAAAAGCUGGAAAUUGAUGAUGACCAGAAACUUCGAGCCUUUUUUGACAAGAGGAUCUCACAGGAAGUCAGCGGUGAUGCCCUGGGUGAGGAGUUUAAGGGCUAUGUAUUCAAGAUCAUGGGAGGCUGUGACAAGCAAGGUUUUCCAAUGAAGCAGGGUGUUCUCUCUCCUGGCCGUGUUCGCCUUUUGCUCCAAAGAGGUACCCCUGCUUCCAUGGGGUAUAGUAGAAGGAACGGAGAGCGUAGGAGGAAGUCCGUUCGGGGAUGCAUUGUUAGUCAGGACCUUUCAGUUCUGAACUUGAUUAUUGUUAAGAAGGGUGAAAAUGAUCUUCCUGGAUUGACUGACACUGAGAAGCCAAGAAUGAGGGGUCCGAAGAGAGCCUCAAAAAUCAGGAAGUUGUUCAACCUCUCCAAGGAGGAUGAUGUUCGGAAGUAUGUUAAUACAUACCGCCGAACCUUUACAACGAAAUCUGGUAAGAAAGCCAGCAAGGCCCCCAAAAUUCAGAGGUUGGUGACACCUUUGACCUUGCAGAGGAAGCGUGCCAGAAUUGCAGAGAAGAAGAAGAGAGUUGCAAAGGCCAAGGCAGAUGCUGCUGAGUACCAGAAGCUCCUUGCACAGAGGUUGAAGGAGCAGCGUGAGCGCAGGAGUGAGAGCUUGGGGAUACCUUUUUGGUAACCACCAGCAAACCAUCCAAUUGCAGCAACAGUUACUGGUUUAGAUAUGGCAGCACCAAAAUCUAAAUCAUGCGAAACUGCCUUUUAGCCGUUUUUGGCAGUUGAAUAUGUAAUGUAACACUCUCAAUGCGGGUGAUAUGAUCCCAUCCGAGGUAGAGUCAUCGGAGUGAUCUACACUAAAAAUUCAGGAAAAUUUAAAAUUUUUGUUAAUCCA